Messenger RNA from Boleophthalmus pectinirostris (great blue-spotted mudskipper), 861 nucleotides. Its product is annotated as gap junction delta-4 protein-like. Gene Ontology annotation, biological process: cell communication. NCBI's taxonomy places the organism in Eukaryota, Metazoa, Chordata, Actinopteri, Gobiiformes, Gobiidae. The record is from RefSeq and is a predicted model, not a curated record. Gene Ontology annotation, cellular component: connexin complex.
AUGGUCGGAGUCAAGGACUUGGUUUUGAUCACCGUGAGCCACAACGUGUCCUUCGUGGGGAAGUCCUGGCUGCUCUUCAUGAUCGGUUUCCGUUCGUUGUUCGUGUUCUUGGCCGGUUUCUCGCUGUUCGGUGACGAGCAGCAGAUGUUCGUGUGCGACACGCUUCAGCCCGGCUGCUCCAACCUCUGCUUCAACCUUUUCUCUCCUCUGUCCGUCCUGCGCCUGUGGCUCCUCCACCUGCUCCUCCUGCUGCUCCCUCACCUGCUCUUCCUCACCUACGUCACCCACUCCGUCCUGUCCGCUCCUCCUCCUCCUCCUCCUCCUCCUCCUUCUUCUCCACGCCGACUCAAAUUCUCCUGCGCGUACGUGUCGGUGGUGCUUCUGCGCACGCUCCUGGACGCCGCGUUUGGGGUCGGUCAGUUCCUCCUCUACGGUUCGUCCUUUCCCAAAACCUUCCUGUGCUUCGAGGCUCCGUGCGCGUCGGGGAUCGAGUGCUUCGUGUCCAGAGCCACGGAGAAGUCGCUGAUGCUGAACGUGAUGCUGGCGGCGGCGGCGCUCUCCGUCUGCCUCGGCGUCCUGGACCUGCUGGGCUCCCUGAAGGCCGCGGCGGGCCGGAGGAAGAAGCGUGAGAACCUUCCGGAGGAGCCGAGCCGAGGAGAACGGAGCGGCGUCUUCUCCGCCGGCGAGGACGCGGACCGCCUGCUGACCAAGAGGGCGAGUAACGAUGCCAAACACGCCAACGGCCGGGCCACGAAGCCCCCCGUCCGCCCGCGCCCCGACCCGGCGGCGGCGGCGGCGGCGAGCUCCGGACAGCAGUCGGACAGCAGUGACUCGCAGGACCACAGGAGGGCGUGGGUGUGA